This is a messenger RNA of Charadrius vociferus (killdeer), 2151 nucleotides long. It is a transcript of the gene TRMT1L, whose product is annotated as tRNA methyltransferase 1 homolog (S. cerevisiae)-like. Gene Ontology annotation, cellular component: nucleus. Gene Ontology annotation, molecular function: RNA binding. Lineage: Eukaryota; Metazoa; Chordata; Aves; Charadriiformes; Charadriidae. Gene Ontology annotation, biological process: tRNA N2-guanine methylation. Bases 361 to 2151 code for a protein of 596 amino acids. The transcript is spliced from 15 exons. The record is from RefSeq and is a predicted model, not a curated record.
AAAAGCAACAACCUGGAUGUGAAAGUUACUGGAUCCGAAUUGGAAACUGAAGAAAAAGGAACUGAGGAAGAAUCCACAAGGGAAUCCGAUAGCAACAUUUUGGAUGCAUCAUCUGAUUAUCCAAGAGAGAAACAUAUUUCAAUUCAAAGACAUCUUGCUGAUCUAGAGAAACUAGCUGACCUGAAAGAAGGUGAGUUUACCGUGGCAGUAUCCCAGAACACAGUUCUUCAUGUUACAGAUGAAAAGAAACGCUGUCCAUUGUGUCCUGAGGAGAAAUUCAAAGCUUGCUAUAGUCAUAAACUCCAUCGUCACCUUCAGAAUUUGCACUGGAAAGUUUCUGUUGAAUUUGAAGGGUACAGAAUGUGCAUCUGCCACUUACCUUGUCGUCCAGUAAAACCAAACCUCGUUGGAGACCAGACAUUUUCAAAGAUGGGUGCCCAUUACCAUUGUAUCAUCUGUUCAGCAACUAUCACACGAAGAACUGACAUGAUAGGUCAUAUUAAUCGUCAUGUGAAUAAAGGAGAAACUGAGUCAAGGUUUAUUACAGUUAUUGCUCCCAAGUCUUCUCAUGAAGUGCUGAAAGAGUCGGCCACAGAUGUGCAGGUUCUUCCCAACUAUUCCACACCUCAGAAAACAGAUUCCUAUUUCAAUCCUAAAAUGAAACUCAACAGGCAAUUGAUAUUCUGCGCACUAGCCGUUCUAGCUGAGGAACGCAAACCAAUAGAAUGUCUGGAUGCUUUUGGUGCCACUGGUAUAAUGGGAUUACAAUGGGCAAAGCAUCUCAGAAGUUCUGUGAAAGUUACGAUUAAUGAUUGUAAUGAAAAUUCUGUGACAAUGAUUCAGGAAAACUGCCAUUUAAACAAAAUGAAGGUGAAACUCAACACUAAGGAAGAAGACAAUGAUGAAGCUAUGGGAGAUGGAGAAGAAAAUACUGACACCAUAGAGGUGACAAAAAUGGAUGCCAAUGUUAUAAUGCAUUUGAGAUCAUUUGAUUUUAUCCAUUUGGACCCCUUCGGAACUUCUGUGAAUUAUCUGGAUUCUGCCUUUAGAAAUGUGAGAAAUCUUGGAAUUGUGUCAUUGACGUCCACAGACAUCAGUUCUCUGUAUGCAAAGGCUCAACACGUUGCCCUGCGUCAUUAUGGAUGUAACAUUGUCAGAACAGAGUACUAUAAGGAACUGGCAGCCAGAAUAGUAAUUGCUGCUGUGACAAGAGCUGCAGCUCGCUGUAACAAAGGCAUUGAAGUUUUACUCGCAGUAGCUCUAGAACAUUUUGUUCUAGUGGUGGUCAGAGUUUUAAGGGGACCAUCUCCUGCGGAUGAUUCAGCAAAGAAAAUAAGAUACCUCAUCCAUUGCCAGUGGUGCGAAGAGAGAAUUUUUCAGAAAGAGGGUAAUAUGGUAGAAGAAAACCCUUACCAGCAGCUGCCUUGUGAUUGUCAUGGCAGUAUGCCUGGGAAGACAGCAGUAGUUCUUGGUCCUCUCUGGUCAGGAGCACUGUUUAACACUGGAUUCCUCAGAAGAAUGCUGUUUGAGGCUGUCCAGUAUGGUUUGGAUGAAGCUCAGCCACUUCUGAAGACAUUAGUUUGCGAAGCAGAGUGCACAACUUUAAAACAUUUUUCUACCCAUAGUCCUUAUGAAGAGAACAAACAGGAAGAAUGUGGCGUAUAUAUUAAAACACCAAAUACUUCUGCAGAAUCCUCCUUGGUACAUGGAAAAAGAAAAAGUGAGGAAGUGAUUCGAAACACAGCAAAGCGACAAAAAUCUGAGAACAGUGCUGAACACCCUGCAUUUUACUACAAUAUCCACAGACACAGUAUUAAAGGAAUGAACAUGCCAAAGUUAAAUAAGUUCUUAUACUAUCUCUCUGAAGCUGGCUACAGAGUAAGUAGAACCCACUUUGAUCCUAUGGGAGUUCGCACAAAUGCGCCCUUGGCACAAUUUAAGACUAUUCUUAUGAAGUACAGCACUCCCACGUACACGGGGGGACAGGCAGAAGGCCCUGUCCAUCUAGCUGAAGAUGUCCAGGCAGGAGAACAGGUUCAAGCUGCUGCAGAUGGCAAGGCAGAAGAUGUCGAGUUUCUGGAAGAUGAUAAAUCUGGAGUCGCUGCCACCACGUUCACAGAAGAUUACGCUACUCACUGUGCAGCGGAUUAA